Messenger RNA from Hypomesus transpacificus, 2211 nucleotides. RefSeq names its product anaphase promoting complex subunit 2 (gene anapc2). Gene Ontology annotation, cellular component: anaphase-promoting complex. The coding region runs from base 196 to 2193 and encodes 665 amino acids. The transcript is spliced from 11 exons. Gene Ontology annotation, molecular function: ubiquitin protein ligase binding. The record is from RefSeq and is a predicted model, not a curated record. Gene Ontology annotation, biological process: ubiquitin-dependent protein catabolic process. Lineage: Eukaryota; Metazoa; Chordata; Actinopteri; Osmeriformes; Osmeridae.
AUGCGACAUUAUACCUCAACGACAGCGCGAUAACUUCAGGGCUUCAAAUGACAUUUUACAAAUUCUACUCAUAGAUUAGCCACAGUUCUAUUCGUGUUACAUUGAUUUCAAUAAUAUGUGCGUGUGAAAUUACUUAAAUAAGUUCAUUGUCCUUUCUCGUACCGAACCUUUCUGGUCAAUCUUUGGUCAAAAGGAAUGGACUCGACUGAGAUGCAAUUCGCCGUUCCACAGGGGCUCCCCUUGGCCUGGGACACAGUCACUGCCACUCUGGUGUCGAGUGAUGUCCCGAUGUGUGAAGGGUCUCUCUCGGAGUCGCGUGAUGUCCCGAUGUGUGACGGGUCUCUCUCCGAGUCGCUAGCCCUGCUCUGCUCCAGCGGACUGGGCCAGUUCUUGGAGGGCUGGCUACUGGAGACCCUACAGGUGCGUCUGACGACCGCGGUGGCGCCCGAGUUCUGGGCCGAGCUCAGGCGGUCGGAGACGGAGCCGGAUGAGAGAGGCAGAGCCCGCGUUCUGCUCGGGGCUUUCCGUACCCUGCUGGAGAGACUGGAGCCAUUUCUGGGGGGGCUGGAGAGGCUUGGCGGCUGGCAGGAUGAGGCCAGGGGCGGGCUGUGUGGGCCGGGGGCCCGGGGCCUCAGAGAGAGGGCCUUCUCCGUCAUCAGGGCCACGCUGCUGUUCUCCCCCUCCGCCCAGCUGCAGGAGCGGGUUCUGGAGUUUUACAGCAGAACCUUCUCUGUCCACAUGAACUGGGAGGGGGAUGGCGGAGCUGGGGCCGGGGCUGGGGCCGGGCCGGGGGAGGCUGGAGACGAGGGGGCCGGGGGCCCAGAGGGGAGGCUGUGUCCGGGCUGUGCCGUGUCCCCCCAGCAGUGUUGGUGUCAGGAAGCCAUGGAGUGUCUUCAGCAGCUUAGACUCAUACUCUCCAGGCUGCAGCUGCUGGACAGGGUGAGCUCCGAGGCCGUCACCUCCAUCCUGCACCAGCUGAUUGAGCAGAGGACUGAGCAGCACUGCAGGGGCGAGCACGAGAGCUCCUUCCUGCUCGACUUCCAGGAGUGGUUGGAGCUGGUGCUGGGCUGGCUCAGUAGAGUUUUUUCUAGUGAUGGGAUUGGAGCAGGCCCCGGUGUGGGCGGGGCCAGCGAGGGGGCGGGGCCUGAAAAUUCGUCGCUGCAGCGCUGGCGAUGUCACAUGCACCAGUUCUUCUGCAGGAUCUAUGUCAACAUGAGGAUCGAGGAGCUCUUCAGCAUCAUCAGAGAUUUCCCAGAGUCGAAGCCCGCCAUAGAAGACCUGAAGUUCUGUCUGGAACGAACCAAUCAGAGGCAGCAGCUCCUCACCUCCCUCAAAUCAGCUUUUGAGACCCGCCUCCUCCACCCAGGCGUCCACACCUCUGACAUCAUCACCGUGUACAUCUCAGCUAUCAAGGCCCUGAGAGAGCUGGACCCCUCCAUGGUCAUCCUGCAGGUCGCAUGUCAGCCCAUACGCAAGUACCUCCGGACGCGGGAGGACACGGUGCGCCAGAUCGUGGCCAGUCUCACCGGGGACGCCGAGGGCUGUAGCGACCUAGCCAAUGAGCUGUCCCGGGCUGACCCCGUUACCUUGGAGACCCAGGACAGCGAGGACGAGGGCAGCGACCCCGAGGAGUGGACCCCUGACCCCACUGACGCCGUGACCGAUAAGACUGGCUCCAAGCGUCGCUCCUCUGACAUCAUCAGCCUGCUGGUCAGCAUCUACGGCAGUAAGGAGAUCUUCAUCGAUGAGUACCGUACUGUGCUGGCUGACCGACUGCUGCACCAGCUGGACUACAACACAGUCAGAGAGAUCCGAAACGUGGAGUUGCUGAAGCUGAGGUUUGGCGAGGCUCACAUGCACUACUGUGAGGUCAUGCUCAAGGAUGUGGCUGACUCCCGCAGGAUCAACUCCAACAUCCGUGAGGAGGAGUCCCGUCUCCCUGAGCAGGAGCGCCCCCCCCUGGUGCUGUCGGCCAUGAUCCUGUCCUCGGAGUUCUGGCCCUCCCUGAAGGAGGAGAAGAUGGAGCUGCCGCCUCCGGCCGCACAGGCCAUGGAGGCCUACGCACACCGCUACGAGAAGCUCAAGGUACACACACACACACUGCUACGAGAAGCUCAAGGUACACACACACACCUUUAUGAGAAGCUGAAGGUAGACACACACACACACAAACAAACCACUAUGGGAGGCUAGAAUGUUCAGUGUGUUUAU